Messenger RNA from Drosophila suzukii, 1351 nucleotides. It is a transcript of the gene CtsL1, whose product is annotated as cathepsin L. Gene Ontology annotation, molecular function: cysteine-type endopeptidase activity; cysteine-type endopeptidase activator activity involved in apoptotic process. Gene Ontology annotation, biological process: positive regulation of peptidase activity; immune response; positive regulation of apoptotic signaling pathway. The record is from RefSeq and is a predicted model, not a curated record. NCBI's taxonomy places the organism in Eukaryota, Metazoa, Arthropoda, Insecta, Diptera, Drosophilidae. Gene Ontology annotation, cellular component: lysosome.
AGAUUUCUUUCGAACAACAAUUCCUGCUGAUUUUUAUUAAACAACGAAGAGUCUUCGAGAGCAGAGCUUUUAUUUGCGACGUGACAAACACAAUUGGUUGGCUUGCACAUAAGCGUAGUUCCAGUUAUUAAAAAAAGUGCAACAACAGUGGUAAACUAAGUGAAUUUCCUGCGACGCAGUUCCGAGUGAUUCUCUGACUAUUCAAAAUGCGCACAGCUGUGCUACUGCCUCUUUUGGCCCUGCUGGCGGUGGCCCAGGCCGUUUCUUUCGCCGAUGUGAUCAAGGAGGAAUGGCAUACAUUCAAGCUUGAGCACCGCAAGAACUACCUUGAUGAAACCGAGGAACGCUUCCGCCUUAAGAUCUUCAAUGAGAACAAGCACAAGAUUGCCAAGCACAACCAGCGAUUUGCCGAGGGAAAGGUGAGCUUCAAACUGGCGGUCAACAAGUACGCCGAUAUGCUGCACCACGAAUUCCGUGCCCUGAUGAACGGCUUCAACUACACUCUGCACAAGGAGCUGCGCGCUGCCGAUGAGAGCUUUAAGGGUGUCACCUUCAUCUCGCCGGCUCAUGUGACCCUGCCCAAAUCUGUGGACUGGCGCCAGAAGGGAGCUGUGACCGCCGUCAAGGAUCAGGGACAUUGCGGCAGCUGCUGGGCCUUCUCCACCACAGGAGCCCUGGAGGGUCAGCAUUACCGCAAGACUAGAGUGCUGGUCUCGCUCUCCGAGCAGAACCUGGUCGAUUGCUCCACCAAGUACGGCAACAACGGAUGCAACGGCGGUCUCAUGGACAACGCCUUCCGUUACAUCAAGGACAAUGGAGGUAUUGACACCGAGAAGUCGUAUCCCUAUGAAGCCAUCGAUGAUUCCUGCCACUUCAACAAGGGCACAAUCGGAGCCACCGAUCGUGGAUUCACCGAUGUGCCUCAGGGUGAUGAGAAGAAGAUGGCAGAGGCUGUGGCCACCAUUGGACCCGUUUCCGUUGCCAUCGAUGCCUCCCACGAAUCCUUCCAGUUCUAUUCGGAGGGUGUCUACAACGAGCCCCAGUGCGAUCCCCAGAACCUGGACCAUGGUGUGCUGGUUGUUGGUUUCGGCACCGAAGAGACUGGCGAGGAUUAUUGGCUGGUGAAGAACUCGUGGGGCACCACCUGGGGCGAUAAGGGAUUCAUCAAGAUGCUGCGCAACAAGGACAACCAGUGCGGCAUUGCCAGCGCCUCCAGCUAUCCCCUGGUCUAAUCCAGAACUGAUGUAUUUUAGCCACAGCCUUCAUAUGAUAUGAUAUACAAAAAAAACCAUACCAACGCAAGCAUCUCAAAAAGGAACUUUAAUAAUUUAGCCCAACCUCAUGUCCUAAA